This is a messenger RNA of Culicoides brevitarsis, 881 nucleotides long. RefSeq names its product cyclin-C (gene CycC). The transcript has 2 exons. Gene Ontology annotation, molecular function: cyclin-dependent protein serine/threonine kinase regulator activity. Gene Ontology annotation, cellular component: mediator complex; nucleus. The record is from RefSeq and is a predicted model, not a curated record. NCBI's taxonomy places the organism in Eukaryota, Metazoa, Arthropoda, Insecta, Diptera, Ceratopogonidae. Gene Ontology annotation, biological process: positive regulation of transcription by RNA polymerase II. The coding region runs from base 78 to 881 and encodes 267 amino acids.
GACAAUUGUUUUCCCAAACAAAUUCUCGCAUUUUUCAGUUUUUUUCUGCAUUUCUCGCCCACAAAUCGCCUCAAAGCAUGGCAGGCAACUUCUGGCAAAGCUCUCAUCAUCAACAAUGGAUCCUCGACAAACAAGAUCUCAUCCGAGAACGUCAAAACGACCUGCAAAUCCUCUCGGAAGAAGAAUACCAAAAAAUUUUCAUCUUCUUCGCGAACGUAAUUCAAGUCCUCGGCGAACAAUUGAAGCUCAAACAGCAAGUUAUCGCAACGGCAACCGUUUAUUUCAAGCGUUUCUACUCUCGCAACUCCCUCAAGAGCAUCGAUCCGCUCUUGCUGAGUCCGACUUGCAUCUUCCUCGCGAGCAAAGUUGAGGAAUUCGGAGUCAUUUCCAACUCGCGUCUCAUCUCGACGUGUCAAAAUGUGAUCAAGAACAAAUUCAGUUACGCAUAUUCGCAGGAAUUUCCGUAUCGCACGAACCACAUCCUCGAAUGCGAGUUUUAUUUGUUGGAAAACUUGGAUUGUUGUCUGAUUGUGUACCAACCGUAUCGCCCGCUGAUACAAAUGGUCAACGACAUUGGGCAGGGAGAGGAUCAGUUACUCGCUUAUACUUAUAGAAUUAUUAAUGAUUCGCUGAGGACGGAUGUUUCGUUGCUUUAUCCGCCGUAUCAGAUCGCUAUUGGAUGUCUCCAAAUCGCCUGUGUGAUAUUACAAAAAGACCUCAAAGGAUGGUUCGCCGAGCUGAAUGUCGAUAUGGACAAAGUACAAGAAAUCGCUCGAGCUAUCACGAAUUUGUAUGAAUUAUGGAAGACUUUCGACGAGAAAAAGGAAAUUCAGGAGCUGCUGAGUAAAAUGCCAAAGCCCAAACCUGCCCCUCAAAGGUGA